AAACCUAAUUGGACUAUCAUACAAUAUGGAACUUCAUUAAUCACAAUAUAAGAUCAUCUUAGGAACAAGAAUUAAGGAUUACACAAUGUGAUGCAAUCCGGAUAACUUGCAAAUAAGGAAAGUGUGAUUAUACUCUUUGCAGGUUGAGGAAACCUAAUUCUAUGUGGACUAUAAUUAGUUUACUAAGACAUGAAGUAAAGUAUGCUUUGCAGAGGAGUUGAAUCCAUGAUUCACAAGGAAAUCUUUAUGGGAAGGUUUAGGAAUCAUCAACUCAUAUAUAAAGCAAGGUCCCUGUUCUCACAAUUAAUCAAGCAAUAUUGUCUACCCCAUUAUAGACUGCUAAAGCAUUGGAGAGAACAGAAGACUUGUGCUUUCGGCAUUGCGAUGGCUUCUACAUCAUCAGUUAUGAGUCAGAUGACAAAAAUUGAAACACUUACUGGUAGCAACUUUAAGAAGUGGAAAGAAGAUGUAGAAAUAGCUCUAGGACUUAUGGACAUUGACUUGCCACUUAGAGUUCCCGAACCACCAAAAAUUACUGAUACUAGCACCAGACUUGAAAAGGAUAAAGCUGAAAAAUGGGAGAGCAACAAUAGGAUGUGCAUCAAGAUUAUGCAGAGGGCAAUGACUGAUACAGUAAGGGGAGGGAUUCCUGUUUGUGAGAGAGCCGCAGAUUUUUUAGCAGCCAUAGAAGAAAAAUUUAAGGAAAGUGAUAAAGCUGAAAUAACAAAUCUCAUGAAUACCCUUUCGACUAUGAAGUAUGAUGGUAAUGGAAGUGUUAGGGAGCACUGUUUGAAGAUGAUUGAUAUUGCAAGUAAGCUGAAAACUCUAGAAGUUCCUGUAGCAGAUCCAUGGCUAGUUUAUUUAGCUCUUUCUUCUCUACCUCCUCAGUUUAGUCAACUAGUCACAACCUACAACACUCAGAGAGAUAAGUGGACGAUUAAUGAACUCAUAUCCAUUUGUGUGCAAGAAGAGGAUAGGAUUAAGAAGGAAAAAGGCAAAGUUGUUGCCACAGUGAACUUGGUGACAAAAGGGCAGUCAAAGAACUAUAGGGUUAAGAAGCCUACAUUCAAAAAUUUCUCUAAGGGUUCAUCUUCUGCUGGAGGAUCUCACUUUUCUAAAGAUAACAAAACUUCCAACUCAAAUGUUUUCAAAUGCUUUUUCUGUGACAAAGUCAGGCAUCUAAAGAGGAACUGUCACAAAUACAGAAAUUGGUUGACAAAAAAGGGGAUUCAUAAAAAGGAGAACACCAAAUAAAGAAGAACAAAACUUGUUCGUAGGGAAGGGAAUGAAGGUUGCAGUAGAG
Rosa rugosa (rugosa rose) is the source of this 1303-nucleotide messenger RNA. RefSeq lists its product as uncharacterized. The record is from RefSeq and is a predicted model, not a curated record. Bases 202 to 1254 code for a protein of 350 amino acids. NCBI's taxonomy places the organism in Eukaryota, Viridiplantae, Streptophyta, Magnoliopsida, Rosales, Rosaceae. The transcript is spliced from 3 exons.